This is a messenger RNA of Spinacia oleracea (spinach), 1969 nucleotides long. RefSeq names its product dihydrolipoyllysine-residue acetyltransferase component 5 of pyruvate dehydrogenase complex, chloroplastic. The record is from RefSeq and is a predicted model, not a curated record. NCBI's taxonomy places the organism in Eukaryota, Viridiplantae, Streptophyta, Magnoliopsida, Caryophyllales, Amaranthaceae. Bases 187 to 1587 code for a protein of 466 amino acids. Gene Ontology annotation, molecular function: dihydrolipoyllysine-residue acetyltransferase activity. Gene Ontology annotation, biological process: pyruvate decarboxylation to acetyl-CoA. The transcript is spliced from 5 exons. Gene Ontology annotation, cellular component: chloroplast envelope; chloroplast thylakoid; pyruvate dehydrogenase complex.
AAAACGGUAUGAUCAGAGACAGGUGAAAGGUAGUUGUUCCAACUCCUCCGCCUGCUUUCGAUGCAUUCGAGGCUCCUCUAACUCUUCUUCUUCUUCUUCUUCAUCUUCAUCACUCCCACAUUUUCUCUCUCCUCUUCCACACUCAAACCACACACAGUGACACAGAGACCUCGCAAGUCGCUAACAAUGGCGAACCUCCUAAACCUCAAAGCCACCACAUUCCUCCCUUCACCACACUCUCUCCGCCUCACUCGCCAACAACCUCCCGCUCACCUCCGAUCCACCACCAGAAUCCGGGCCAAAAUCCGCGAAAUCUUCAUGCCGGCACUCUCCUCCACCAUGACGGAGGGUAAAAUCGUCUCCUGGAUCAAAUCCGAAGGCGAAAAGCUCUCCAAAGGCGACCCCGUCGUCGUCGUUGAAUCCGAUAAAGCCGACAUGGAUGUUGAGACCUUCUACGAUGGUUACCUCGCCAAAAUUAUUGUUGAUGAAGGUUUCUCCGCUCCUGUAGGGUCCGCCAUUGCUCUCCUCGCUGAAUCCGAAGCCGAAAUCGCUGACGCCAUUGCCAAAGCCAUGGAUUCUAAACCUAAACCUUCCGUUUCUAAUUCCGAUUCUCCGCCCUCCGCCUCCGUCGGCGCUCCGGUGGAGGAGAAGAAAGAAAUUGUUACUCCUCCGGUGGUGAAGGAGGGUGGUUUAAGUGUCUCUACUCAUCCGGCGUCUGAGGCGGGGAAGAGAGUGGUGGCGUCGCCGUAUGCGAAGAAAUUAGGGCAGGAAUUUGGGAUUGAUUUGAGGAGUGUUGUUGGGAGUGGACCUCAAGGGAGGAUUGUUGCUAAGGAUGUUGAGGCUGCAGCUGCGGCCAAGGUUAUGGUGGCUGAUGCGGUGGUUUCGAAGGAUGUUACGGUGUUGAAGACGGUGGAAUUGGGGGAAACGGUGGCGUUUACGACAAUGCAGAAUGCUGUGAGUAGGAAUAUGGUGGAGAGUCUUAGUGUCCCUACAUUUAGGGUUGGGUACACUAUCACUACUGAUGCUCUUGAUGCUUUGUACAAGAAGUUGAAGCCGAAGGGGGUGACAAUGACGGCAUUGCUAGCAAAGGCAACAGCUUUGGCAUUAGUUAAUCAUCCAGUGGUGAAUUCAAGCUGUAGAGAUGGAAAAAGUUUUACUUACAAUAGUCGUAUCAAUAUUGCGGUCGCUGUGGCGAUGGAUGGUGGGUUGCUUACCCCAGUGCUCCAAGAUGCUGAUAAGGUUGAUAUCUACACACUUUCAAGAAAGUGGAAGGAGUUGGUUGACAAGGCUCGGGCCAAGCAGUUACAACCUCAAGAAUACAAUUCAGGUACUUUCACCUUAUCUAACCUUGGAAUGUUUGGUGUGGACCGCUUUGAUGCUAUUCUUCCACCUGGAACUGGAGCAAUUAUGGCUGUUGGUGCAUCCCAACCAAAUGUUGUUGCCAGUAAAGAUGCUCGGAUAGGCAUGAAGAACCAGAUGCAGGUGAAUGUUACCGCUGAUCAUCGUGUUAUAUAUGGUGCUGAUCUUGCUGCUUUCUUGCAAACUCUAGCUCAAAUUAUUGAGGAUCCUAAAGAUCUUACACUAUAGUUUAACCAACCCCUUUUGAACUUGAGACAUAACUGCCUAGUACCGAGAUUUUCGUUCCUCAAAUGAUGCUUCCCAAAUUACAACAAUUGCUGGUAACCAUGUGGAGAUUGUAGGAUACAUGAAAAAAGCUUAUUAAUGUGGAACACUGCUAUAUUUUUGUCCCCCAAAGAAGUGCCUGUCUUCUGUUUUUCUCUACUGUUAGUCUCCUAGAAACCCGAGAAGUUUGGAUUGUUGUCCAUCCAUUGUCAUUGUCAAAACCUGUUCCAUGUAUCAAUGUCUUUUAGUAGUUCUAAGACUACAUGAAUAUUCAACCGUUUUAGAACUAUUGACUGAAAAUGUCCAAUAUAAUGCCUACUUCCAAUUGAAAUUCCCUGUUUGUCAA